AUGAACUCGCAAACGGAGGAUUCAUUUUCCGAGUUUCAAAAGGAGUACGCUUGUUUCUUGGAAGAGAUGUCCGGGAAAGAGAAAGACGGUGAUCCACCCAGGACAUCAGCAUCUCGUGAAUCGACCAAGCGAUCCAGUAACUCUCCGGCUUCAAACUCUCAACAAGAAGCUGAACCCAUGACGGAAAACCGGCAAAACCUCGGCGGCAUGUGGAACCAGGAAAAUCCAGCAGCCAAUGAACAGCAUGGAAUGCCCGGUCGUUUUCCCUACCCACGAAGCGGCGGUCCCCAUUACACUCAACAAAGCAUGAGCCCCCCUCAUCCCCACGAAAAUCCGUACAAUGCCCGUCAAGGGCCGUAUGGAACACAAUACGUGGUGGCGCCGCCUUUCACAGCGACUUCCCCGCCAGGACAACCGCCAUUCCAACACCCCAAUCCACAUGGUCAGUACGAGUCUUUCGCCAACAUGUUUCCGCCCGGCUCCAUCCCGACAUCCGCGCCUCCCGGUUAUCAACAACAUCAACAGUUGCCGAAUAACUUUACACCCGCUGGACAAAAUGGAUAUCCACAAAAUUUUUAUGGUCAACAACAGUGUGAUCCUAACGGAACGAUACCAAAUUCGCAGAAUCCACAUGCAGCCUUCUGGCCACAAAUGGGUUAUGGUCAACAGAAUCCAACGAAUGGUCAAGCAAGUGGAACGGCUGGACCUCAAGGAAUGCCUUUCUUCCCACAACAGCCUCAGCAACAUCAAACAUUUCCCCAAAACCCCACGUUUCCAAUAGGCAAUUCUCAACCGGAUAUCACGGCGUUUGCUGAGCACCUCAAGUCGAAACAAGAAAGCACAACCCCACCAACUUUCCACGAAUCUCCAAAAAAAGCCUCAUCAGUUGGCUAUGGGAAAUACAAGAAUCAAGAUAAAAAGAGGAAAGGAAUAAAAGGAAAGGAAAGAAAGCCAAAGCAGCAAGCC
Messenger RNA from Mesorhabditis belari, 966 nucleotides. The record is from the annotation of a GenBank genome assembly. NCBI's taxonomy places the organism in Eukaryota, Metazoa, Nematoda, Chromadorea, Rhabditida, Rhabditidae.